AUGGAGGCUAUCAUUCGCUUUGACAUAAGCGUUUCUGUGCAGCCCAGAAUAACUGUCCAGCAUCCUCUACCCAACCAAUCAGAAUGUAGGAAAAUCUACAGAUAUGACGGAAUCUACUGUGAAUCUACCUACCAGAAUUUACAAGCUUUGAGGAAGGAAAAGUCCCGAGAUGCUGCUCGCUCUCGUCGGGGAAAGGAGAAUUUUGAAUUCUAUGAGUUGGCAAAGUUGUUGCCUCUGCCUGCAGCCAUUACCAGCCAGCUUGACAAGGCAUCCAUCAUCCGACUUACAAUUAGUUAUCUGAAAAUGAGGGACUUUGCUAAUCAAGGCGAUCCUCCGUGGAACUUGAGAAUGGAAGGGCCUCCACCUAACACAUCAGUAAAAGUUAUAGGUGCCCAGCGCAGGAGAAGUCCCAGUGCCCUUGCCAUUGAAGUAUUUGAAUCACAUUUGGGAAGUCAUAUUUUACAGUCCCUGGAUGGAUUUGUAUUUGCACUAAAUCAAGAAGGAAAAUUUUUGUACAUUUCAGAAACUGUCUCCAUCUAUUUAGGCCUAUCCCAAGUGGAACUGACAGGCAGCAGUGUGUUUGACUACGUCCACCCAGGAGACCAUGUGGAGAUGGCAGAGCAGCUGGGCAUGAAGCUUCCCCCGGGGCGAGGCCUUCUCUCGCAGGGUACAGCAGAGGAUGGAGCCAGCUCAGCAUCCUCAUCUUCCCAGUCCGAGACCCCUGAGCCAGUGGAAUCUACAAGCCCCAGUUUACUAACCACUGACAACACUCUAGAGCGCUCUUUUUUCAUCCGAAUGAAAUCUACGCUGACCAAGCGAGGAGUGCACAUCAAAUCAUCAGGAUACAAGGUGAUUCAUAUAACAGGCCGGUUGCGUCUGAGAGUGUCACUGUCCCAUGGACGAACAGUACCAAGCCAGAUCAUGGGACUUGUUGUUGUUGCUCAUGCUUUGCCACCUCCAACGAUCAAUGAAGUCAGGAUUGACUGCCACAUGUUUGUCACUCGAGUGAAUAUGGACCUCAAUAUCAUUUACUGUGAAAAUAGGAUUAGUGAUUACAUGGAUCUGACCCCUGUAGAUAUCGUAGGAAAGAGAUGUUACCACUUCAUUCAUGCUGAAGAUGUGGAAGGCAUCAGACAUAGUCACUUAGACUUGCUGAAUAAGGGUCAGUGUGUAACAAAGUAUUACCGCUGGAUGCAGAAGAAUGGAGGGUAUAUCUGGAUACAGUCUAGUGCAACCAUAGCUGUCAAUGCCAAGAACGCAAGUGAGAAGAAUAUCAUCUGGGUCAAUUACCUUCUUAGUAACCCAGAGUACAAGGACACUCCGAUGGAUAUUGCACAACUUCCUCAUCUCCCAGAGAAAACCUCGGAAUCCUCAGAGACCUCUGACUCUGAAUCGGACUCAAAGGACAACUCAGAUUUAUACACGUGUGACUCGCUUCUCCUAUCACACUGGAGGAAAUCAGCAGUAAUUCCACUGAAGUCAGAGGCACUAUGCCAAAGUGGCGAAGAGGACAACGAGAACUCAAAGUCAGAUGAGAAAGGAAACCAGUCAGAAAACAGUGAAGACCCUGAGUCCGACAGGAAGAAGUCGGGGAAUCAGUCGGAUAAUGAAAUGAACUGUAAUGAUGAUGGGAACAGCUCCAGCAACCAGGAUAGCAGGGACAGUGAUGACAGCUUUGAAAACUCUGACUUCGAGAAUCAAAAGGCCCCUGAGGACAGUUUUGGCACUCUUGGUUCUAUGCAGAUCAAGGUGGAACGUUAUGUAGAGAGUGAGUCAGACUUACGGUUACAGAACUGUGAAUCGCUGACCUCGGACAGUGCCAAGGACUCAGACAGUGCAGGGGAAGUAAAUGCCCAGUCUUCCAGCAAACAUCAAAAGAGGAAGAAGAGGAGAAAAAAGCAAAAGGGAGGCAGCAUGACCCGGAGAAGGCUGUCAAGCACCUCAAGUCCAAAUGGACUUGACUCAGCUUUGGUGGACCAGCCCCAGCUGCUCUCGUCGCCAAACAGUGCCUCAGUGCUCAAAAUUAAAACAGAAAUCUCAGAACCUAUCAAUUUUGAUAAUGAUAGCAGUAUUUGGAAUUACCCACCCAACAGGGAAAUCUCAAGGAAUGAAUCACCCUACAGUAUGACCAAGCCCCCCAGCUCCGAGCACUUCCCGUCCCCCCAAGCCAGCAGUAGUUUACACGUCUCCAUUCCAGACUCCGUUCUCACCCCGCCAGGGACUGAAAAUACUGCCAGCCGUAAAACUCAGUUCAGCACCUCAUCCAACUCGGCCUUGGCUCCUGUAUCCUCUGACCCUUUGUCACCCCCGCUUUCAGCAUCUCCACGGGACAAACAUCCAGGCGGUCCCAGCACUUCCAACUCUUUGUUGUACACUGGGGAUCUGGAAGCCCUCCAGAGGUUACAGGCAGGCAAUGUGGUGCUUCCUUUGGUUCACAGGGUAACAGGAACCCUUGCUGCGACCAGCACUGCUGCUCAGAGGGUCUACACCACUGGCACUAUUCGGUAUGCUCCAGCUGAAGUUACUUUAGCCAUGCAGGGCAAUCUCCUCCCCAACACCCACGCUGUUAACUUUGUUGAUGUUAACAGCCCCAGCUUUGGGCUGGAUCCUAAAACACCGAUGGAAAUGCUCUACCACCAUGUUCACCGACUCAAUAUGUCGGGACCAUUUGGAAGUGCUGUGAGCGGGGCCAGUCUGACCCAAAUGCCUGCAGGGAAUGUGUUCACAACUGCCGAAGGACUUUUUUCCACUCUUCCAUUUCCUGUGUACAGCAAUGGCAUUCAUACUACACAGACUCUGGAACGGAAGGAGGAUUGAAAUAUGACCACAUACUGUGUUCAGUGUUGUACUCUGAGGCAUAGACUAUGUUUUAAUUUAGACCUUUAAUUCUAGCACUUUGAAUUUGAGCAGGUCAGCUUAUUCUCUCAAUAUGAUGGUCCCCAUUUCAUUCCCUUUCUCUUUAACUUGACUUAUUCUUUAAUGUAAAGAUAUUUUUUUAUUUUUGCCUUCAGAGAGUCGAAGUACCAGUUGCCUGCCAUUUUGUCUUCUUCUAAGAUGUGUGUUUUUUCCUUUGCAUCUUUAUUAAGAUGC
Messenger RNA from Struthio camelus australis, 3090 nucleotides. Lineage: Eukaryota; Metazoa; Chordata; Aves; Struthioniformes; Struthionidae. The record is from RefSeq and is a predicted model, not a curated record.